Neltuma alba is the source of this 792-nucleotide messenger RNA. RefSeq names its product disease resistance protein LAZ5-like. NCBI's taxonomy places the organism in Eukaryota, Viridiplantae, Streptophyta, Magnoliopsida, Fabales, Fabaceae. Gene Ontology annotation, biological process: defense response. Bases 1 to 792 code for a protein of 263 amino acids. Gene Ontology annotation, molecular function: ADP binding. The transcript has 2 exons. The record is from RefSeq and is a predicted model, not a curated record.
AUGGAGUUAUCAAAAUCAGUAGUGAAAUAUUGUCACGGAAACCCGUUAGCCCUAGUAGUGCUGGGUUGCUUCCUCUACGGCCGACAAAAAGAAGAGUGGGAAAGUGCAUUGGAAAAACUAACUCAAGCUCCACCAAAGGACAUUGUUGAUGUUCUGAAGUUGAGUUUCGAUGGACUUGAUGACAAACAGCAGAAUAUGUUUCUUGACCUAGCAUUCUUAAUCAAGCAAGGAGUUCGUAUUUCUUUGAAGCUAAUGAGACAAUUAUAUUGCUCUUCUAUGCAUAUUGAGAUAAGUGUUCUUAGAGAAAAGUCCCUCAUUUCAUUUAAUAAUCAUAAUGACAUCAUUGAGAUGCAUGAUCUUGUGAGGGAAAUGGGUCUUGAAAUUUCAAGCCAACAAUUAUUCUCUGGUCGUAAAAUCCCUGUUCGACUAUGGAGGCACGAGGACACUUACCACUUUUUCCACAAUGACCAGGCAAUUGAGGCAAUUCGAUGCAUGUCGUUGGAUGCAAGCAAGAUAGAAAGCAUCACAUUGAUGGCUAGUCAUUUUCGAAGGAUGCAUUAUUUAAUGUCCCUUCAAGUUUACAAGUCAGAUCGGGAAAAGCCUUCAAAGUUGAAUAUUUGUGAACCGUUGGAUUAUCUUUCUAAAGAAUUAAGGUUUCUUAGUUGGGAAGAAUAUCCACUGCCAUCUGUGCCAUUACAAUUUUGUGCUAAGAAUCUCAUUGAACUUAAUUUGCCUGACAGUAAUAUCCAACAACUUUGGGAUCAAGUACGUAUAGUUUCUCAUAUGUCAUAA